UGUGGCGCAAAUAUAUUUUGUUUAUUAAAAAAAAGGAGGCAAAAUGGGUGUGGAAGAAAUUGAACAGAGUUUAGAAAAGUACUACAAUCGUGAGCAUGGUCUGGAGCAAGAUUCUGCCGUGGAUGAGGAUGGGUUUUCACAUAUUGUGGAGCCUUUUCAACAGAACGUACUCCACCUGUUGAAAAUGUUCAAAGUGCCUUAUUCCAAAAAAGAAGAUGAAGAUACCUACGAGGAUUAUUUACUAUCCGAUGAUGAAAGCGCACAAAAAACAAAAGGCAAAAAGAGGAAGCUGAUGGACAGUAAAGCUGAAUCGGGAGAUGAGGACGUAGACGAGCGCAUUGCUUCUAUAAAGAACAAACUGCGACAGAAAAAGAGGCCAACAACAGAAAGGCAACAGAAGAAGCGGGAGGCAAAGAAACUUAAGCGUAGCAAAGGAGUUCAAAAGUUACUGCAAACCACUGCGAAAACAUUGAAGAACGAAAACAUUAAGCAACAUAAAUUGAAGGGCGCUGUUGUCAAAAUGGAACACAACGGAGAUGCGGAUGCGGUGGACAGCAAGGAGCUAAUCCAGCCUGUCAAAAUAAAGCCCGUGUAUAAUGAAGAAGCUAAAAUCGUUUACUCCAAAAUCGAUUUUGCUGCCAAUCCAGGCUCAAAAGCCAAGAAGUCACACCAAAAUCCAAAAGAAAUAUUGAAAAAAUUGAAAGACACUCGUCAACACAUCAACGAAUUGAAGGAGCAAGGCGAAACCGACAAAGCUGCAGAGAUCCAAAACGAUAUUGCCUGGAAGAAGGCGUUCGAUAAGAUUGAGGGCAAGAAAGUUAAGGAUGACACAAAGCUCCUACAGAAGGCAAUCAAAAAGCGGAAGGUAGAGAAACGUGUCGCGAAGAAGAAGUGGACAGAUCGUAAGCAAAAGGUAGAGCACGAUAUUGCGAAGCGACAGAAGAAGCGACAGGAGAAUUUGGACAAGCGGAGUAAGGACAAGAAGAACAAGAAAAUGAAAAAGGCGAGCAAAAAGGGAAGAAUUAUAGCCGGCUUCUAAAAACUGUUGACAAUUUAAGGCAGUUUAACAACUCAAAUAAAAAUUGACAGACC
This is a messenger RNA of Drosophila innubila, 1092 nucleotides long. It is a transcript of the gene Surf6, whose product is annotated as surfeit locus protein 6 homolog. Gene Ontology annotation, molecular function: DNA binding; RNA binding. Gene Ontology annotation, cellular component: nucleolus. The transcript has 2 exons. NCBI's taxonomy places the organism in Eukaryota, Metazoa, Arthropoda, Insecta, Diptera, Drosophilidae. Gene Ontology annotation, biological process: ribosomal small subunit biogenesis; ribosomal large subunit biogenesis. The record is from RefSeq and is a predicted model, not a curated record. The coding region runs from base 44 to 1039 and encodes 331 amino acids.